This is a messenger RNA of Cantharellus anzutake, 357 nucleotides long. RefSeq lists its product as uncharacterized. The transcript has 3 exons. The record is from RefSeq and is a predicted model, not a curated record. The annotation marks the transcript as partial. Gene Ontology annotation, molecular function: protein-phosphatidylethanolamide deconjugating activity. NCBI's taxonomy places the organism in Eukaryota, Fungi, Basidiomycota, Agaricomycetes, Cantharellales, Hydnaceae.
CUCGUCCUGGUGGGUGUCCGGUUGGGCAUUGACGGCGUGAACCCAGUGUAUCACGAGAGCAUAAAGAAAUUAUUUACUUUCCCCCAGUCGGUCGGCAUCGCGGGUGGGAGACCUUCGUCUUCCUACUAUUUUGUUGGGUAUCAGGCUGAUCAGCUAUUCUACCUUGAUCCUCAUCACACUCGAGCGUGCGUGCCGCUGCAAUCGGUGGCGGACAACCCCGUUAUCAAUUAUUACGCAAAUUCCUACGCUUUCUCCGAUAUACGCACGUACCACUGCGACCGGGUUCGCAAAAUGGCUAUCACAUCUCUGGAUCCCAGCAUGCUUCUUGGGUUCUUGUGCCGAACCGAAUCUGAAUGG